GCGAUGGGUAACCGGGAGAUGCAGGAACUGAUCCCGCUGGUGAACCGGCUGCAGGACGCUUUCUGCGCCAUCGGGCAGAGCUGCCACCUGGACCUGCCGCAGAUCGCUGUGGUGGGCGGGCAGAGCGCGGGGAAGAGCUCAGUGCUGGAGAACUUCGUGGGCAGGGACUUCCUUCCACGCGGCUCUGGUAUUGUGACUAGACGUCCAUUGGUUCUUCAGCUCAUCACUUCCAAUAUAGAAUAUGCUGAGUUCCUACACUGUAAAGGAAAAAGGUUUUCAGAUUUUGAUGACGUUCGUCAAGAAAUUGAAGCAGAGACAGACAGAACAACUGGUGCAAAUAAAGGAAUUUCAUCCAUUCCUAUAAAUCUGAGGAUAUAUUCACCAAAUGUGUUGAAUCUGACCCUUGUUGACUUGCCUGGCAUCACAAAAGUGCCUGUUGGUGACCAACCUGCAGACAUUGAAUCUCAGAUUCGAGAAAUGAUUAUGCAGUUCAUCUGUCGUGAUAAUUGCCUUAUACUUGCUGUGACUCCUGCAAAUACUGACCUCGCCAAUUCAGAUGCCUUAAAGCUUUCUAAAGAAGUAGAUCCUCAAGGUCUCAGAACAAUUGGUGUGAUAACAAAACUGGACCUCAUGGAUGAAGGAACAGAUGCCCGAGAGAUAUUGGAGAACAAACUACUUCCUCUUCGCAGGGGUUAUAUUGGAGUUGUGAAUCGUAGCCAAAAAGAUAUUGAUGGUAAAAAGGACAUUCAAGCUGCUUUGUUAGCAGAAAAGAAUUUCUUCCUAUCUCAUACAGCUUACAGACACAUGGUGGAUUGUAUGGGAACAUCAUACCUCCAGAAAGUCCUAAAUCAGCAACUCACCAACCACAUACGUGAUACCCUACCAGAGUUCAGGAGCAAGCUUCAAGGUCAGCUGCUUUCCAUAGAACAUGAAGUUGAAGUUUACAAAAAUUUUAAACCAGAGGAUCCAUCAAGGAAGACAAAGGCAUUGCUGCAGAUGAUCCAACAUUUUGCACAAGAUUUUGAAAAGAAGAUAGAAGGGUCAGGGGAUAAAGUGGAUACACUUGAGUUGUCUGGCGGUGCCAAAAUUAAUCGUAUAUUUCAUGAACGCUUCCCAUUUGAACUGGUAAAGGUGGAAUUUGAGGAAAAGGACUUACGGAGGGAGAUAAGUUAUGCGAUCAAAAACAUUCAUGGUGUCAGAACUGGAUUGUUUACUCCAGAUAAAGCAUUUGAAGCAAUAGUGAAAAAGCAAAUAGUAAAGCUUAAAGGACCAGCUCUGAAAUGUGUUGACCUGGUGAUGCAAGAGCUUCUAAAUACUGUUAGGAAAUGCACCUCAAAGCUUUCUGAUUAUCCAAGGCUUCGAGAUGAAACAGAAAGAAUUGUAGCGCUAAACAUACGGGAAAGAGAGGGGAAGACCAAAGAACAGGUUUUGCUGAUAAUUGAUAUACAAUUAUCCUAUAUUAAUACCAACCAUGAGGACUUCAUUGGCUUUGCUUAUGCACAGCAAAGAUGUAGCCAGCAGAAGAAGACUUCAAUGGGCAACCAGGAUUUAAAUAAAGUGUCUUCAACUUGCCUAAACACUUCGAUGAAGACACUGGAAUCUGAAGACCUCCCACGAGCUGCCCUCAAUCGUGUAUUCUGUGUGGUGAUUCGAAAGGGCUGGUUGACUAUAAGCAAUAUCAGUCUUAUGAAAGGAGGAUCCAAAGACUAUUGGUUUAUUCUGACUGCAGAGAGCCUUUCCUGGUAUAAAGACGAUGAGGAAAAAGAGAAGAAGUACAUGCUACCUUUGGACAACCUGAAGGUUCGAGAUGUGGAAAAAAGCUUCAUGUCCAGCAAACACAUCUUUGCGCUGUUCAACACUGAGCAAAGGAAUGUGUACAAGGAUUACCGAUGCCUGGAGCUGGCCUGUGACUCCCAGGAAGAAGUAGAUAGCUGGAAAGCCUCCCUGCUUCGAGCUGGAGUAUAUCCUGAUAGGCUGACAGAUACAGAAGAAGUGUCACAAGCAGAUAACCUUUCAAUGGAUCCGCAGCUGGAACGGCAAGUGGAAACAAUCCGUAACUUGGUGGAUUCUUAUAUGGCCAUCAUAAACAAAUCUAUUAGAGAUCUGAUACCCAAGACACUCAUGCACCUGAUGAUUAAUAGUGUCAAAGCAUUUAUCCACAGAGAGCUGCUUGCUCAAUUGUAUUCUUCAGAGGACCAGAGCAGUUUGAUGGAGGAGUCGGCUGAGCAGGCUCAGAAACGUGAUGAAAUGUUAAGGAUGUACCAUGCCUUAAAGGAAGCUCUACAGAUUAUUGGUGAUAUUAGCACGUCCACCAUUUCUACUCCCUUGCCACCUCCUGUGGAUGAUUCGUGGAUGCAGUUUCCCUGGUCUCCACCUGCAAGUCCACCUGCCCAGAAAAAAAUGCCUCAGCUUUCUACACCAACAAGACCUUCUUCUACACUAUCAGGUCGUGGUUUUGUUGCUGUUGUGCAGUCACUGAGCUCUCAGCCUGCAGCUCCACCAGUGCCUUCUCGUCCAGGAGCCAUAUCUUCUUUGUCAAAUGCUAAUGAUUCACUUUUCGUGCCACCACAGAUUCCAUCUCGCCCAUCACGUGCACCACCUGGUGUCCCCAGCCGAAGACCUCCUCCAUCGCCCACACGUCUGCCUACCAUUCGCUCAGCGGACUCAACCUUGUUAGACUAAGACAGACUGACCUUCACUGCUCUGCAUUGCAAUGUCCAGUUCUCUUCCUGGCUAUCUUCAAACUUUUAUUACCAUCA
Molecule: messenger RNA, 2759 nt
Organism: Nanorana parkeri
Lineage: Eukaryota; Metazoa; Chordata; Amphibia; Anura; Dicroglossidae
Gene: DNM3
Product: dynamin 3
Exons: 22
Coding region: 4-2682 (892 amino acids)
Cellular component (GO): membrane; cytoplasm; microtubule
Molecular function (GO): GTP binding; microtubule binding; GTPase activity
Source: RefSeq, a predicted model, not a curated record